This is a messenger RNA of Zea mays, 2124 nucleotides long. RefSeq names its product CCR4-NOT transcription complex subunit 1. The record is from RefSeq and is a predicted model, not a curated record. The transcript has 6 exons. The coding region runs from base 423 to 1073 and encodes 216 amino acids. Gene Ontology annotation, biological process: negative regulation of translation; nuclear-transcribed mRNA catabolic process, deadenylation-dependent decay. Gene Ontology annotation, cellular component: P-body; CCR4-NOT core complex. Gene Ontology annotation, molecular function: molecular adaptor activity. NCBI's taxonomy places the organism in Eukaryota, Viridiplantae, Streptophyta, Magnoliopsida, Poales, Poaceae.
CAGAAGCAUUUGUGCAGUUGGUUGCUUCCUUGGUCCCUGGUAUUCUUGACACUGUCUCCAGCGAUAUACAGCAGGUUAUGGUUGGCAAACGCCAUGGACCUGUUACUGCUUUAGCUGGGCGAGCUCAUCCAAAGAGCACAAUUUAUAUGUUCCCUGUUAUUCUUCAUCUUAUGGGAAGUGCAUCCUUCAAGCAUAGAGUUGUGACAGGCCAUGUAUUGCUUCAGUUGGCAAAUCUUAUUAAGAUUUUGGAGGCACCAUUUCAGGUAUGAUUUUUUGUGAACUUUAUGGAUAUUUCAUCCUUAUGAGAUGAGAGUAUGUUGAGAUUUUGUUCAUUAUACAACUGCAACUUUGGUGCUUGUCUUUUCAAUGUUUUGGAUCACAUGAACUUUAUGGAUAUUUAUGUGUUUCUGCCCUAGCUACCCAUGGCCAUGCUAAAUGUUCUUUUGGGAUUUCAUGUGUUAUUUAAGAACCUUACUGUUGAUAUAAAGGAUGUGAAACCAACUUCCCUGCUCAAAGAUCGUCUGCGUGAAGUUGAGGGAAAUCCAGAUUUUUCAAAUAAAGAUGUUACUGCAUCUCAAACCCCUGUGGUUGCAGAAGUCCCUUCAGGGACCAUCCCUUCACUAACUCAUAUGGAACAACAACCUGAGAUCAAUAUCACAUCCCGAGCUAUGAGCCUUCCAAAUAUACUUAAUCAGUAUGCUGCUCCUGGCCGUCUACCUACAAACAGCACGGUAGAAGAUGACAAAGUUGCUCUGAUUAUGCCUGAGCAAGUGCCCUCGUUGACCCAGGUUUUGCCAGCACAAACACAAUCAACAUCACCAUCUCCAUUUUCUGUUAACCAGCUUAUGGCGGCUAUUCCACGUGAAGAGAUACGUUUCAAAAUAAAUCCAAAGCUCGGCUCCCUUGGUCCACAACUGCAAUAUAGCAAAAUUAUGGAUUUGGCUUUGGAUAAGGCUAACAGGGAGAUAAUACUCCCUGUUAUUCAAAGAAGUGUGACCAUAGCAAGCCGAACUACAAAAGAACUUAUUCUGAAGGAUUAUGCACUGGAGUCUGAUAACAAUACGAUAACUUGAUCCGCACAUUUGAUGGUUGGAACAUUAGCCGGAAGUCUGGCACAUGUUACUUGCAAGGAACCUCUUCGUGUUGCACUAUAUUCUAAUCUUCGGAAUCUCAUUCAGAACCUUAUGAGCGACAGUGAAACUAUCGAGCAACUUAUUCACACGCUAAUCAAUGAGAACUUGGAUCUUGGUUGUGCCAUCAUUGAGGCUGUGGCAACACAUCAGGUAGCUUCUUGACAAUUCUAAUUCUGCUGAACUAAGUACACCUUUGACUUCUCCUUAAGCAGAUUUAAAAGCUUAAGGUUUACAAUCCCGGAUUGUUUUUACAAUUCUAAUGGAGUUGUCAGUUUUCUGGACAUCUGACAAUGAUUACUCAAAGAUAAACUAUAAUCGUGUUAAAGGCUAGUUGUGUACUACCACUGUCCUGAAAUGUAAUCGAUUUGAGUUUGUCCUAAGUAACUACAUUAAGUUUGACCAAGUUCAUAGAAAAGAGUAUUAAGUAUUAGUGGCAUUGAGGAGAUCAACUAUAAAAAUAUAUUUCAUAAAUGUAUGAGUUGAAAAUGAUGUUCAUCUAUUAUUGUAAAUAUUAUUCUUCUCUAUAAAUUUGCCAAAUUUAGGAUAGUUUGACGUAGAGCAACUCAAAAACAUUAUAUUUCAGGAUGGGUCUAUUUAUUAUUAACAUCUUCUGUCUGAUCACCAUUGGAAGUAGAUCUGGCUUGGGGUAUAGUAGAUUGAAUAUAGAGGUACAUGGGGUGUACAAUAUAUAGGCAAGGAUCAUCAAGUUUGACGUUGGCAACGUGGUCAUGGUGACUGGCGGGAGGAACACCGGGCGUGUAGGAGUCAUCAAGAACAGGGAGAAGCACAAGGGCAGCUUUGAGACCAUCCACGUGCUGCUUGGAGCUUUUUGCUAUGUCUAGUUUUCUCCUAUUUGUUGUACAGGAAAACAUAGAAUAGAAUUCAAAUUUGGUGGUCGCAAAAGUGUGGAGACUUUAAUUCAUAUAAAGUUAGGCUUAACAUUAGUGCAAACAGUUGUAUUUUAGUUUAGAUUUAGAGUACACUUAUGUAU